AUGAAUUGGUUUGAUACAUCAGGGCUGACAAGCUUAGCUAAAACUGCACUGAAAGAGGCUCAGAAAACUAUUGACAAAGCUUUAGAUAUACAAGACGAGAGUAGUGAAGAGCAGGAUGAUCCAGUGCUUGCUAAAACAAAAUCUAAGAGUAGCGGAAAUACUCCUCAAAAAGAUUCAGAUUUCUUUGCGUCAUGGGGGCUGACAACGAGUGCUGAAAGUUCAAAAGAUCCGAUCAAAGAACAACCUGUGGUUACUGAGAGUCCAUCAAAGUCAAACUCUCAAAGUUUGUGGGGAUCUUUCGCCGGUUCUUUCUUUGAGCAACCAAAAACACGUGAAGAUGAAUCUGCAAUUGUUCAACCACCUAAAGCGAAAUCUAUGAAUGUAAUCGCUGAUGCUAAAUAUGAUAGCCAAGAUGAUUUAUUUUCACGAAGUCAGUUGGUUAUGUCCGAUGGAGCAGAGUGUUUGGAAACUAAGAAAGAUGAUAUAAAUUCCAAAGCGGAUGACAGGCGUAGUUCGUCUUUGUCACAUAGAUUGUCCCUUGUUUCAAGUAGAAACAGCUCAGACUCUGUUGAAGUUUUAUCACACAGUUUAAAGACUACCCCAGACUCUGAAGCAUCAAUACAUUCAAUUUCAAAUAGUAGUAGUACAGGACAAAAGCAAACUUCUGAGUCUGUAGAAAUACUGCCAGAUAGUCUAAUCAGUCCUAGUUCUAUAGAAUGUCUCGGUUUCGAUAGUUAUUCAAGUGAUAAAAGUACAUCAUCUAACCUCUCACCUGGUGAUUUGUCAGAAAAAAAAUCAACUCCCCUUGGAGAGACAACGGAAAGAGUUGAAACAGCUGAAAGUGUUAGCUUGGUAGCAGAUGAUGAUGAAGAUACUAUGUCAUAUAAUUCCAUCUCAGAAUGUACUGCACCAACUGUGUUAGACACUGACGAAAAACCUAUCAGUCCAUUUCCAAAAACAAGAAUUGAAUGUCACAAAAAAGUUGCAGAAAAGGAGUUAAUCCACUUAGAUCAGCCACAUUUAUCUCAAAAAAUGCACAUUAGUGAAAAUUCUUCAAAUGAUGGCUCUUGGUCAGACCGAACGCUGAAUGCCGAUAAUGAUAGUAUUAAUCUUGAGAAUAUAGACGACCAACGAAAAGAAAUGGAUCAUGAGGAUACACUAAUGGAAAAAUUAAGCGAUUCAUCAUCAUUUUAUAAUGUCAAUGUUUCCACAGAUCUCUUAAGGUCAGAAAGCUCAGUUUUUGUGAAUGUUGAGAAGCAGCAGUGUAGUGCACCAGGCAGCAGCGAAUCAUCACAAAGGGAUUGUAGUAUUAAAGAAAGAACAUCGCCUAUUAGCUCAGACAGUAAAAGUGAUUUAGUAAAAAUUGGAUCAGACCGUACAUCGGGACACACUUCGGGUGAUGAAGCAGAAACUGCAACAUCAUCUGAUAUUGAAAUCAUACCAAGCCCUAAUGGAGAUAAUGGCCAUGGCUUUUGUCGGAAUAGUCCAGGAAAAUAUAGUUUCAAGCAGUCAAAGUUUGAUGGUACAACUUCUCCAAAUCUUGUAGACUUGGUCUUAGGUAAAUCAUUAGCGACUAAAAUACGUGGCCACACUCGUGAACUGUCAGAAACAUCAGUGCAGAGUAAUACCAGUGAUGAAAGUCAAGGUUCCGAAAAUGAUAGACUUAUGAGGAGGUUGUGUGAAAUGGCUGAGAUAUUAGAUGCCCGUGAGAGUAGACUGAUGGAAGUAAGUAGAAGUAAUGCAGAACUGGUAGAAAGUAAUGCUCACUUAAGAAGUCAGUUGGAGUCAUUGCUAGCAAAGAACGAAGGUGGUGAUAUAAAUACAAUUACGGAAGAUUACACUCAACGAAUGUCAGCUUUGGAAAAGAAAUUUCAGCAGGCCAUUAGAGAAAAGGACCAGCUAAGGAAGGAACUGGACAAGCUGAAAUCGGAAGCUACUCGUAAGAACUCCUCGGAACUAGAGAAUGGUAUAAAGGAACGAGACGAAAUGAUCGCUCAGCUGCAAGAGGAGGGCGAGAAGCUGGCGCGCCAGGAAUUACAGCACUCUAAUAUUAUAAAGAAGUUGCGUGCCAAAGAGAAAGACAAUGAACAAGUUAUUAAGAGUUUAAGGGAUAAAGCAGCAGAGCUCACGGCAGAGCUGGAUCGCCUAAAGCGAUCUCUGGCGGCAAAGGAAGAGCUUGAAGUGAGCCAGAUAGAAGCAGUCUACAGGCUUACCACCGCGAAUAAAAAGAUGGAGACCGAGUUGGUUGAGACAAAAAGUGCACUAGACGACACGAUCCAACGACUGGACAGCACUCGCACAUCGCUGGAUGCGGCGAGACGGGAGUUGAACGAGCUACAGCGGGGAGCCGGCGAUCUGGAGCGCUGUCGAGCGACGAGCGAGCGUGAGCGAGCACAGAGAGAGCGAGCGGAGCGCGACGCCGAACAACUGAGGGCGGAGUUGCAGCAGCUGCGAGUAGAUAGGAAGAAAGAGGAGCAGCGCUGGAUCUCGCGCGAGGAGGCGCUGCGGCGCGAGCUGGCGGAGGCGCGGGAAGCGCGGGAGGCGGGCGGCAGCGAGGCGGCCGAGUGCGCGCGCUGCGGGGACGGCGCCGCCGCCGCGCUGCUCGCGCAGCUGGCAGCGCUGCAGCGCUCGGCGCUCGAGCGCGAGCGCGCGCACAGCGCAGCAGCUGCUGCGCUUAGCCGCCGACUGGCGGAAGCGGAGACAUGCGCAGCAAAGGCAGCGGAACGCGAGCGGCUCGCGCGGGAGGAGUGUGACGCGCUGCGCGACCGCCUCGCGCUCGCCGACGCGCUGCAGAGCGAGGUGAGGUCAGAGCACGACGCGCUGGCUGCGCACUACCAGCGCGCCGCGCUGCAGCGGCAGCAGCUGGAGCAGGAGCUCGCACGUACAAACGCAGAAUUAGAGCAACUCAAAUCGGAAACCGAGACACAGAUAUCGGAUCUGCAGCAACGACUCACAGAGGUGGAGCACCAACUCGAGAGUGAAAGGGCUGCGCUCGAAACUGAGAGGAAGAGGAAUGCAAUCUUGCAGGAACAAUUGUCAUCGCGAGGAGAUAUAUCGCCGCCUCACUCAGUUGCAUCGGACACAUUCUCAGCAUCUUUAUGGGCCCCGGAGGAGGGCGGGCGAGGCACCCCUCCAGUGAUGUCGAGUAUGGGGGGGCGGCGUGUCGGCGCCCGGCGUGGAAGAGGCGUUGGCGGCGCUGACGCGGCGCGACGGCGAGCUGCGCGCCGCCGCCGCCGGCCUGGCCGCGCUGCGCACCGAGCGCGCCGCGCUGCGCUCCCAGCUGGCGCGCCUGCACGAGCAGCUCGCGGACCAGCAGAGCCUCCAAGAGCAGUAUGA
Molecule: messenger RNA, 3336 nt
Organism: Parnassius apollo (apollo)
Lineage: Eukaryota; Metazoa; Arthropoda; Insecta; Lepidoptera; Papilionidae
Source: the annotation of a GenBank genome assembly